AGGUGGUGGAGUUCAGUGUCUGUAGUUGUUGCCUUUUCUACUGAAACCAAACGCAGCAAAGAUUGAAGAAUCAUUGAUGCAGACAAAGACAACAGAUCUCACCUUAAGAAAGCAAGUGAAUCAAGGCUUUGUUGACACCUUCUGCUCUACAUUGAUCUUUAGUGCUUCCUCUUUCAUUGAAUUGUGAGAUUUUAGUUUUGUCCGAUGGCUGCUAUGAUAGACUGGAAAGCCUGUUCUUCAAUCCGUCAGCACGCUUAUGAUGUGUUCUUGAGUUUCAGAGGCGCAGAUUGUCGCAAGAACUUUACUGAUCACCUCUAUACGGCUUUGAAAUGGGCUGGAAUUCGUACAUUUAGAGAUGACGAUGAAAUCAAGGGAGGAGAGCAUAUUGGUUUUAAAAUAACAAAAGCAAUACAAGAGUCGAAAAUGUCACUGGUGGUGUUUUCAAGAGACUAUGCUUCUUCGAAAUGGUGUCUGGAAGAGCUAUUGAUGAUUAUGAAAUGUAGAGAAACUAUUGGCCACAUUGUUCUGCCAGUUUUUUAUGAAGUUGAUCCAGAUGAUGUCUCAAUGCAGACUGGUGUUUUUACUGAGGCAUUUGCUAGCCAUGAAAAAAACUUCAUGGACAAUAUAGACAUGGAGGAAUGGAGGGAGGCUCUUAGAAAAGUUGCAGAUCUGAAAGGACCUGUUCUACGUGAUAGGUACGAGGCACAAUUUAUUCAAGAUAUUGUCAAAGAAGUUGGAAAGAAAUUGAACCGCAUGAUAUUGCAUGUUCCCCCAUAUUUAGUUGGAAUUGAGUCUCGUGUAAAAGAAAUUAGCUCAUGGUUACAAGAUGGGUCAGAUAAGGUUGGCAUAGCAAUACUCCAUGGGUUUGGUGGAGUUGGGAAGACAACCAUUGCUAAGACUGUUUUUAACCAGAACUUUCACGAAUUUGAUAGUUGGAGCUUUCUUAGAGAUGUCAGAGAAACUUCAAAUCAGCCAAAUGGGUUGGUAAGAUUACAAAGACGGCUUCAUUCAGAUAUCCUGAAGGGAGAACCACAGAAGAUAUACAACGUAGAUGAAGGAAAUAUCAAGAUCCAAAAUGCUUUAGUAAAUAAAAGAGUUCUUGUUGUUCUUGAUGACGUGGAUCACUUGGACCAAUUAGAUAAAGUUAUUGGAGACCGGAAUCAGCUUUACCAGGGAAGUAAAAUCAUUGUAACUGCUAGACAUGGAUGCUUGCUAAAGUCUCAUGAAGCUUGUGAAAAGUUUGGAGUUGAUGCUCUUUGUUAUGAUGAAUCACUUCAGCUUUUCAGCUGGCAUGCCUUUGGGCAAGCACUUCCUAAUGAAGGUUAUGAAGAGUUCUCUCAGAAAAUAGUGCAUCAUUGUGCUGGGAUUCCGCUAGUUCUUGAAGUUCUGGGUUCUUCUCUCUCUGGACAAAGUAUAGAUUUUUGGAAAAGAGCAUCACAAGAACCUGAAGCCAUUGAUGGUGAUGGAAAAAUACAGAAGAUUCUUAAGAUAAGUUAUGACUCUCUACGGGAUGAACGUGACAAAAACUUAUUCCUUGAUAUAGCUUGUUUCUUCAUUGGAAAUGACAAAGAUUACGUGAGAAGAAUCCUCGAGUGCUGUCGUUUCUAUAGAACACUUGGUAUUCAGAAACUCAUUGAUAGCUGUCUUAUAACAGUUGAUAAAGAUAAUAAAUUGAUGAUGCAUCAAUUGCUUAGAGACAUGGGGAGAGAAAUUGUCCGUCAAGAAUCACCCGAGGACCUUGGGAAACGUACAAGACUAUGGCAUCAUGAUGAUGCACUUGACAUGCUGGAAAAAAAUAUGCAGGGAACAGAAACAGUAAAGAGUCUCAUCCUUGAUCAGCAGCUACUAAAUACAGAAAAUGAGGUGCACUUGGAAGCUGAAGCAUUUACUAAAAUGCGGAAUCUAAAAUUGCUACACUUCAAUAAUGUAAAGCUCAGUGGCGGAUAUGUAAAUUUUCCAAAAAGUUUGGUGUGGCUGUGCUGGCAUGGAUUCUCUUUGAAUUGCUUACCGAAUGAUCUUUUCCUGAAGGAUCUGGUUGUUCUUGACCUGUGUAAUAGCAGUCUAAAACAAGUUUGGAACGGAAUCCGGGAAUUUCGGAGGUUGAAAAUCCUUGAUCUCAGCCAUUCCCUUUGUCUUGUUACAACCCCUGACUUCUCAGGACUCCAAAGUCUUGAAAUAUUGUUACUUGAAGGGUGCAUAAGUUUGGUUGAGGUUCACUAUUCAAUUGGAAACCUUAAGAGGCUUGUUUUUAUAAAUCUAAAGGAUUGCAAAAAGCUUCGGAAGCUCCCAAGUGAAAUGAGUGAGUUGAAAUCACUUCAGGAACUUAAUUUGUCUGGUUGCUUCAAUCUUGAAGAGAUACCUGAGCAGGUGGGGAAGUUGAGUUCUGAAAUGGUGCUUCAUGCAGAUGGAAUGUCAAUAAAAACAUUGCUAGCAUAUUUUCGAAACUUGUGGCCCUGGGAAUCAUCUAGAAAGAGCUUGUUAUCUGCCACUUUUACUUUGUCGUUUUUACCAGACUCUUUGAUAAAGUUAACUGUUUCUGACUGCAAUCUAGAAGAUCUUGAUAUUCUUGAUCUUAGCAGGCUGCGUUCUUUAGAAUAUUUAGAUCUUAGUGGAAACCCCAUUUGUAACCUGCCAGAUAGCAUGAACAGUCUCACUAUGCUCAAGUCCCUUCUGUUACAUCGGUGCACAAGGCUCCAAUCACUUCCAGAGCUACCAGAAAGUUUAAUGAGAUUAAUAGCAAGCAAUUAUGGAUCUUCGGAAAGAAUUACUAAUCUCCAAAACUUGUUGGGACCAUUAGAAGUGGAUACUUUUAAUCAUCAUAAACUGAUUGAGGGUCGAGGUGUUUUCAAGUUGGAACCAGUAAGAAAUUUGGUUGUAGAGAUGAUCAAGAUGGUGCACUUGUUCAAUUUGGCAUCUGUAGGAAAUAUUGAAGUGACUGGGUCCAAUGUUGUGACAUCAACUCAGAGAAAGCUUUCCGUCCAGGUAUUUCAUGACUGUGGCACAAGUAGCAUCUUUCUUCCAGGGAGCGAUGUUCCUGAUUGGUUCUAUGUUCGUACUGAGAGUUGUCAAACAACAUUUUAUUUGCCUCCAAGUUUUGGUUGCGAAAUCUGUGGCUUAAAUAUAUGUGUUGCAUAUGCAUGCAUUACCCCUGAAGUUGUUUUCGAUAAACCUUAUUAUGCCAAAAUUAGAAUCGAGACUGAGGGACUACUUUGGGAAUAUACGCCAGAAUUCUUUGGAUUUCCAGAAGCCAGUGAGGAUAUGUUGUGGUUAUGCCAUUGGAAGUUUAAGGAUUGGUUUAAAGCUGGAGAUGCAGUGCAGUUUUCAGUGGCAAUGGCUCCAUAUUUUCAGAUGAAGAGGUGCGGUAUCCGUCCUCUGUAUGAACAGCAAGAUGAUGAUGAUGAUGAUGAUGAUGUUGAAUCAAACUCUGGAGAAAUAGUCCAGGGCACCUCUCGUCGGUGCAGAACUCUCACUGAUAGAGAUUUAAUAGCAUACAAGCGGGACGCAACAUAUGAUCUUCACCAUUAUGACACACUUAUAAAUAGUCUUAAGAAUCAAUCAGAACUCUGAAAGUGAAAAUAGAAACAGCUGACCUCCGAAACCGGGGCUAUGCGGAAAAGAAUUGAGGCAUUAGCACAUGAAUGUACCCGUUGCAGAUGAUGCAGAGUUGUGAUGGAAUUUUUCAUGCUGUGAUGUACCAAAAAUGAUUUAUAGACAACGGAAAACGUGACUGGAGAUUUGUUGGAAGCAAAGAAUGUAUGCAUUUUCUUCCUAUUCAAGCACUAGACAACUUUUCUUUUUUAUGUUGGCAUCUCAAAUCCAUCUCUUUUAUGACUGCU
This is a messenger RNA of Populus nigra (black poplar), 3836 nucleotides long. Its product is annotated as disease resistance protein RPV1-like. The coding region runs from base 205 to 3567 and encodes 1120 amino acids. Gene Ontology annotation, biological process: defense response; signal transduction. Gene Ontology annotation, molecular function: ADP binding; protein binding. The record is from RefSeq and is a predicted model, not a curated record. Lineage: Eukaryota; Viridiplantae; Streptophyta; Magnoliopsida; Malpighiales; Salicaceae. The transcript has 6 exons.